This is a messenger RNA of Suillus paluster, 249 nucleotides long. RefSeq lists its product as uncharacterized. NCBI's taxonomy places the organism in Eukaryota, Fungi, Basidiomycota, Agaricomycetes, Boletales, Suillaceae. The annotation marks the transcript as partial. The transcript has a single exon. The record is from RefSeq and is a predicted model, not a curated record.
CCACAAAGCGAUAGUAUCGACACCUCCCAAGUGGAAGGGAAUGCUUCUUCGGCGGUAAAACAUGCAUUGCUCAGCUCUUUGCAAUCGAUGAAGACCAGCCACGUCUCGCGUCCGAUUGGUAAGCCCUUCAGAGGUUUCGAAUCCGAGUUCACAUCACGGCUGCAACUAACAGAGGUAUCUGUAUUGCCAAAGGCAGAGGAGCCCAAGAAACUCGAAGGACGUGCCAUCUUCGAGGCGACUGUGGACGAA